Messenger RNA from Anarrhichthys ocellatus (wolf-eel), 1940 nucleotides. Its product is annotated as histone H3.3. Gene Ontology annotation, molecular function: protein heterodimerization activity; DNA binding; structural constituent of chromatin. Gene Ontology annotation, cellular component: nucleosome. Bases 121 to 531 code for a protein of 136 amino acids. The transcript is spliced from 4 exons. The record is from RefSeq and is a predicted model, not a curated record. NCBI's taxonomy places the organism in Eukaryota, Metazoa, Chordata, Actinopteri, Perciformes, Anarhichadidae.
AUUUUCCCCGCUGGACGCUCUACUGCUUCCCAUUGUGGAUACGAAGAAGAAAAUAAGAGACAAGCGAAACAUUUCUCACGACUUCUACUCACUUUUCCCCCCAGGUGAUCUUCAGCAGCCAUGGCCCGUACCAAGCAGACCGCCCGUAAGUCCACUGGAGGCAAAGCCCCACGUAAGCAGCUCGCCACGAAGGCUGCUCGCAAGAGCGCCCCUUCCACUGGUGGAGUCAAGAAGCCCCAUCGCUACAGGCCCGGUACCGUGGCUCUGCGUGAGAUCCGUCGUUAUCAGAAGUCCACCGAGCUGCUGAUCCGCAAGCUGCCCUUCCAGCGCCUGGUGAGAGAAAUCGCCCAGGACUUCAAGACCGACCUGCGUUUCCAGAGUGCAGCCAUCGGAGCUCUGCAGGAAGCCAGCGAGGCCUACCUGGUGGGUCUGUUUGAGGACACCAACUUGUGUGCCAUCCACGCCAAGCGUGUCACCAUCAUGCCCAAAGACAUCCAGCUGGCACGUCGCAUCCGCGGGGAGCGCGCUUAAACGCCCUCUCCUCCUCUCGGUCUUUCUCCCUUUUUCACCUCUUCCUGCCCUUCCUUCACCAGUCUGUCUCUCGUUCCCUCACCCGCUCCCUCCCUCUCUCCCUCCUCCCUGUGUUAGUAGUGUGUAGAGGAAAACUGAUUAUAUUAUGGAAUAAAGUGUAUAGUCGUGUUUUUCUUAGACUUCUAGGGUACUCUCUCUUUUUGUGCAUGUACCGACUCUUUGGUGAUGAGAUCUCCUCAAGCACACGUCUCCUGGUUUGCACUUGUCCCUAAUCUGACUCCGCGGGGGUGAGGAUGACUUCUGGAUAGAAUAAGAGAAAACAAAACAUGGACUAGAACAAUGCAAAUUUGGGCGGGACAGCCAGGAGGAGAGGAUGGGUACGUGUCUGCUGGGGGACUCUUGUCUCUUUUCUACAGCAGGGUGCUAGAAGAACUUACCAGGUCCUCUCCUCCUGCUCUCUAUCCUCCGCCAGCCUCGCUCAGAGACGACGGUGUUGGUCUCUUUCAAGAUGGCCGAGGCUGUAUUUUCUGUCCCUGUCUGUGUCUGCAUGAGUGUUGGUUCUGAUCACCACAGCAUAUUGUACACAAUCCAUCAGCAUCUUUUUGGAGAACUUGAUUUAUGAUUACCAUAUUGAUCUUGCUGUCAUUCAUCAGGUUAGAGUUUUUGUUUUUUUUCUUUCAAAUGAGUCUCACUUUUUUUUUUUUUCCACUUCAAAGUAUUUGUAGAUGACGUGGAGAUGGGGGGAUAAAUCAGAUUACAACACCGACAGAGUACAAAAACAAACUGAUUUGAACAUGUUUUUUUCUACUGAGAUGUGAAGCUACUGACUUGUUUUGGCACCAAAGUUUGAUCCUCUUGUAGAAGCUCUUUUCCUAACUGACAGAAGAGUUUAACUUCACCUGUUGUUGUGGUGUUCAAAUUGGUUUUAUCUAAUAAUUUAAAGCCAAAGCUUGAGAGCUCGAGUAUGGUGUCAGAGAUGCUUUUGUAGCAGUGGCUCAUUUUUUAAAAUACAAAAAGACCUUUUUGUAACAAAGGCUCAUCUAGGUUUGUAAUGUUCUUCAAAACCAAAAGCUCUCAAAGUGUGAAAAUCAUUAUUUUUUAAACAAACUAACUGAUUAAAAUGUGAACAUGUGUUGUAAAUCAGUGUUACGUGAUAAUAAUACUGGUGUUUUCUGUAUACGUCCCCCCUUUGCUUCUAUUGUUUUCUCCGGAUCAGUUGAUCGUCUGUAUACCGUUUCUCAGGUCGUCUUGUCACCUUUUAACUUAAUUUUAAACUUUUUUUUUUUUUUUUUUUGCUGAAUUUGAUUUUCUUUUUCUUUUUGAAAUGUUGAGAAUGAUGUUUCAACUAAACAAUGUUUGUAAUUUCCAGAUUUGUCAUAUAAGGUGGUAAUAAAUGGAUGUUACACACA